AUGGCGGUCAGGCACCUCCACCUCGAGAUGGCCUCCCGGACGCUGGUCCGUGCCUCGCACCCGCCGCCUGGCUUCCCCUCCGUCCUCACCGUCUCCAACCUCGACCUCGUCCUCGGGCCGUUCCCCAUCUUCCUCGUCUCAAUCUACGCCGCCCCCGCCGCUGGCCUGGACGCGGUCCUCGCCACCGUGCGCGCCACCUUGCCGUCCUACCUCUCCCGCCUCUUCCCCUUCGCCGGCCGCGUCGUGCUCGACCCGGAGACCAAGAUCCCCGAGGUCGCUUGCAACAACGCCGGCGCCGAGCUCGUCGUCGCCGACGCCGCGGUGCCGCUCGCGGCCGUUGACUUCUCGGAGGUCGACCAGUCGCUGGGGCUCAUCCAGAUACCCUUCGACGCGAGCCUCGCCUUGUCAGUGCAGCUGGUCCGGUUCGCGUGCGGCGGGUUCGCGCUGACGCUGGCCACGAGCCACCUCCUCGCGGACGGCCGGGCGUUCGCCUUCCUGCUGACCGCGCUCGCCGAGAUGAUCCGUGACGGCGGCCUCUCCCGCGAGCCCCUACUCGACCGGUCCCUGUUCAAGCCGCGGUCGCCGCCGCGGUACAGCGCGUUGCUGGACGCCGAGUUCGCCCGGUUCACGCCGGAGACGAUGAUCAACCCCCUCCUAACCGCGACCAUCCGGCGGCGGCUGUACCGCAUCGAAGCGGCCGACCUCGCGGCGUUGCAGGCCUCGGCGUCGUCUCCCGGCGGCGGGGGCCGCCGCGCGUCGCGGUUCGUGGCGCUGUGCGCGCACGUGUGGAAGCUCCUAGCGCGCGCCGUCGGCGACGCCAACCCGAGCUGCCGGAUGGCGUGGAUAGUCGACGGGCGGAAACAGGUGGAGCCGUGGGACGGCGCGCUGGACCGCUACAUCGGGAACGUGGUGACGUACACGGCCCGCGAGGUCAGCGUGGCGGAGCUGCUGCGCGCGCCGCUCCACGAGGUGGCGGCCACGGUGCGCGAGGCCAUCGCGGGGGUCAUGACCGCGGCGCGGUUCCAGGAGCUGGCGGACUGGAUGGAGGAGCGGAAGGCGGCGUUCAGGGACGGCGGCAAGUGGACGGAGGCGGUGAACCUGGGGCUCGGGAGCCCCGCGCUCAUCAUCUCCGGGCUGCUCCCGUUCGCCAUCGACGGGGACCUCGGGUUCGGGAAGCCCAGCCUCGUGAUGCCGUGGAUACGCCACGGCCGGCUGGGGUCCGCGUCCGUGACGGUGGUGCCCAACCCCAGCGGCGACGGGUCGUGGUUCUUCGGCGCCACCAGGAUGUGGCCGCGGCUCAUGGAGGUGGUUGAAUCCGACCCUUUGCUGAAGCCGGCAGCGAACCUGGGGAUGGCGACGUCGACGGCGGCGGCAUCCCGUCUGUGA
Miscanthus lutarioriparius is the source of this 1386-nucleotide messenger RNA. Lineage: Eukaryota; Viridiplantae; Streptophyta; Magnoliopsida; Poales; Poaceae. The record is from the annotation of a GenBank genome assembly.